GAUUUAGGCAAACGUUGGUUUUUAGUAUUUUUAUUUAGUUUAAGUUUUAUGUUAAGUUUCACUUCAAAAAUUAUUUCGAUAAUCUGAAUUAAAUUGACGAGUGUUUAAACCUUUAUAUUUGAUAAAUUUACAAGAUGCGAGAAAUAAUAACUCUUCAAGUUGGUUCCUGCGGUAAUCAGAUUGGAGGCAAGUUUUGGGAGGUAAUAUCCGACGAACAUGGUAUUGAUCCUAGUGGCUGCUACCACGGCGACUCUGACUUGCAAUUAGAAAGAAUCAAUGUGUAUUACAAUGAAGCAUCUGGCGGAAAAUACGUUCCAAGAACAGUAUUGAUAGAUCUCAAGCCAGCAACUAUGGAUGCCGUGCGCUCUGGUCCGUUUGGGUGUUUAUAUCGACCUGACAAUUUCGUGUAUGGACAACAUGGUGCUUCAAACAAUUGGUCAAAAGGGCAUUACACAGAAGGUGUAGACAUAUUGGAAUCGUGUUUAGACGUAGUUAGAAGAGAAGCUGAAGGCUGUGAUUGUCUUCAAGGGUUCCAGAUGUCACAUUCUCUGGGCGGGGGAACUGGUUCUGGCCUCGGUACAUUACUAGUAAACAGGAUAAGAGAAGAAUAUCCCGAUAGAAUAAUACUGACCUUUUCUGUGUUCCCUAGCCCCAGAGUGUCAGAUUGUGUGGUGGAACCUUAUAAUACAACACUGGCAGUCAACCAACUGGUUGAGAAUACGGAUCACGUGUUUUGUCUAGACAACGAAGCACUGUACGACAUCUGUUUCAGAACCCUAAAGUUGACCACACCUACGUAUGGUGAUUUAAACCACUUGAUUUGUGCAACAAUGUCUGGUAUCACAACAUGUUUGAGAUUUCCCGGCCAGUUAAAUGCGGAUUUAAGGAAAUUAGCAGUGAAUAUGGUACCGUUUCCACGACUCCACUUCUACACACCCGGCUUCGCGCCUUUAACAUCAAGAGGAGCUCAGCAAUACAGAGCGUUGACAGUUCCAGAAUUAACACUCCAAAUGUUUGACGCCAAAAACAUGAUGGUUGCAUGCGACCCACGACAUGGAAGAUAUUUAACAGUAGCGACAGUAUUCAGAGGAAGGAUGUCCAUGAAAGAAGUGGACGAGCAGCUUGUGAAUAUCCAAAAUAAAAAUAGUACAUAUUUCGUAGAGUGGAUUCCUCAUAACGUUAAGAUAGCAGUCUGUGAUAUACCCCCAAGAGGAUUAAAAAUGGCAUCUACAUUCAUCGGCAACACAACAGCUAUACAAGCCAUAUUUAAGAGGGUAUCUGAGCAGUUCGUAGCUAUGUUCAGGAGGAAAGCGUUCCUUCAUUGGUAUACCGGUGAGGGUAUGGACGAAAUGGAAUUCUCGGAAGCAGAGAGCAACAUGAAUGACUUGGUAUCAGAAUAUCAGCAAUAUCAAGAUGCCACGGCGGACGACGAAGGAGAAUUUGACGAAGAAGCGGAAGGCGAGGGGUUAGAAGGAUAAUGUUCAAUUUUUGGUGCCCAUAUUGAUUAACGUAAAAUAAAACCGAAGACUAAAA
Leguminivora glycinivorella is the source of this 1533-nucleotide messenger RNA. Its product is annotated as tubulin beta-4B chain-like. Gene Ontology annotation, cellular component: cytoplasm; microtubule. The transcript is spliced from 2 exons. Bases 135 to 1478 code for a protein of 447 amino acids. Gene Ontology annotation, molecular function: GTP binding; GTPase activity; structural constituent of cytoskeleton. The record is from RefSeq and is a predicted model, not a curated record. Gene Ontology annotation, biological process: mitotic cell cycle; microtubule cytoskeleton organization. NCBI's taxonomy places the organism in Eukaryota, Metazoa, Arthropoda, Insecta, Lepidoptera, Tortricidae.